AUGGGGCAAACUGUCUCAGUCACCCCUCACAUCAUUAGGGCAAUUGCGCGAGCAGAUGAAGGGUCACUCGACUUGCUGAUGUCCAAGACCGACGGCUGCUUCGAAAUUACGGAUGAUGUGGUGAUGGAGGUAUUUAAGAACGAUCGAAAUGACGGCAAAAUGAUGCGCACUCUUCUCUCCCAGAACAAAGGCAAACGGAGUAUAACAUCUCAAGCUGCAGUUGCAAUUGUCGGACUCUACGAUGUGACAGUGGUAGAGCUUUUGCUUCAGGAGUAUACGAUCGCUGGCCUGUCGAACAACAUGAUUGUGGCCGCUUUAUCCAACAUUGCCAACUCCGCUCCUAUACUUGACGUGCUUCUAAGAGAGUCGACAGAAUGGCAGUUUGAUGGGACUUGGUGGAGCACAAUUACUCGGGAAAGCUCGCAAGAUACCUUUCAGUGGCUCCAUUCCAAACUCUUUGAUAACGAUGUGACAUCCACAUCGUUCCUAGAAGGUGCGUUGUCGAAUCCACGGCUGAAAUUUCAAACCAUUUGCCAUCUUCUCGAGUCAGCUUCUGCGCAGGAAACAAUAUCUCAACGCUUGGUAGCUUGCAGCGCGAGAAACCAAGCCCAUUCCCGCCGCCUUGUCGAGUUCAUGUUGGCCAGGAAUGAUGCUCAGUUGGUCUUUAUCACCGAAGAUCUUGUGGGAGGUGGACUGGGAACCCAGAGACUCAGUGAUGUCGCUAUGAAAAAUCUCCUCUCUAUUGACAGCAACCGAAUCAAGGUAACACAUAAUGGGAUGUAUAUUAUACUGCGCUGGUAUGGCCAGAGCAUUGUCGAUUGCCUGAUCAAGAGAGCCGGAACCGAUUUCCUUCUCACAGCUGACCUGAUUCGGGCGCUCAUUUUCAAUUCAACCCAUGGCAAAGAUGUUAUGCAUUGGUUACUGAUGGAGAAAAGGAUACAGGUUUCGCCAUCUCAACUAGCAACGAUUAUUGAAAGUGGAUGCUUCAGUGUCGAUGUUCUAAAACAGACUCUGACUUGUCGCUGUAUGAGAAUGACUGAGCAUCUUUUUGAUGCCAUCACAGCGGCUAAGGAUGGAUAUCCUGUGAUGGAUGCGUAUCUCAAUACACAUACUCUUGGUUCAAUUCGGAUUACAGUCCCUGCCAUAGUCAAAAUGAUUGGAACAUCCCAUCGCCACAAUUUGCCAUUGCUGAAACUACUCCUCCGCAAACCACGGAUCCAGGUUCACAUCCCACAACCUGUCAUUCGAGCUGCACUCCGAGCACUCAAUACUCACGGGCUAGAGACUUUUAUUGAAAUUCUGACACUAUUGAUGACGCGAGGAGACAGAAUCAUGGCAGACGAAGAGUGCAUGGCAGAACUACUCGCUCACAAAUAUCCGAAUCGCCUGAUGGAAACAAUUUGCCAUCAUACACCAGAGGAGGAGCUUAUAAUCUCAAAUGAUAUGGUCAGGGGCUUGAAGCGCUACAGUGCUAUCGAAACACUCGCGAAGCAUGCCAAAUUUCACGUUGUCAUUACUGAAGCUGCAAUGUGCAAUAUAGUUACCGGAUCUAGUUACGAUAUAUCUAAUAUUCCUUUCAGACCUCGUUACAGGGCCCGUUACAAGAUGGGCAUGCAUUUGCUGAUUUCACGGCCAAACUGGGAGAUCCCUGUCACGGAGAGUGUUCUUUGUGCAGGCAUUAUGCAUGCCCGUGACAGACCAGAUCAGAUGUCGGCCCUAUUUCAGCAUGCGAGGCACGUACAGCUGACGUCGGUGUUUUUCAAGACCCUAACUGAGGCCACAUUCGCGACGUCGGACCCCGAAAACAGCACUGAAUAUAUUGAGGGAUUCCUCGCCUUUUUCAAGAAGGUUCGCCUCGCUGGUUGUAUCAGAGCCGACAUGGUGGAUGGUAUUGUCGAGCACUGCUCUCCUCCAAUCGUUCUGGCCCUGUUCGAUAGAAUUGACGAUCCAAUUCCGUUCUCCAGUAAUACGUUGACAUUUCUAGCAAGAAGAUUCAGCGAAAAGAUCGUUGCAGUGUUCCUCGAUCGACACGGCAAUAACUCGCUUAUUACCGAGCAGGUCCUUGCUGCUGCCGCUUCAAAUGGCCACCAUGGGCCUGACGUCGUCACUGUCCUUCUACAGCGCAGUGAUGUCCUUCCAACCAAGAGCGUCCUGCUUGCUGCAGCCACAAAUCUGGGGCAAGGUCUAAAUGUUGUGAACGUUCUACUUGCUCAUUUGUCCAAGACAUCAGGACAGAUAGUGGACACAGGUGGAAAGGCCGAUGGUCUAUUAGCAAAGGAUUUCCUUUUUGCAUCGCUCGAGACGUGCUUUGCCAGCAAUGAGCCUCCAUAUUGCACUGAGGGACAGCGUGUUCCUGGUGCCAAUCUGAAAGGUCAGGCCUUGCGGAUGGUGAAUAUGUUGAUUGAGCGUGGAGUCUCUGUCGUCUUCAACGAUGAUGAUCUCCUCAGGCUUUUUGAACUCUACACCCUGGCCCCCCAUUUUAAUUCCAUCCUCCAGACACAGAGAGGGAGGCUACCGACCAUCACCACCAAUCUGAUAGCGAGAGUCCGAUUGCUCACAAAAUACCUGUCUCACAACGUGUUCGACAGAAACCCGGGCCUCAACCCAACCCUUUACGACCCGUUGUUUGUGCCUACAAUUCACCUCACGAUCAGGGAUAUUGAUCCCAUAACCUUCGACUCUUUGAUGAGGCGGAGUAAGCGCCCAUCCCAGGAGAUCAGGGCAGUCAUCGAGUCAUGCAGUAGUCAAUGGGCUGGGAAACAAAUUAUGCUGCAAGUAUUGACUUCCCAGGAAUUGGAAAUUACAGGACAAAUGAUAUCAAAGGCAGCACUAGAUCAAUUUGACCCUUUUGAGCUGUUGCGACACCCAAAAGUCAAAAUAACACGUGGCGCAUUGCAAAGGAUUCUACAGUAUCUUCGCCCAUGGCACCACAGGCACGUCUUGGAACUGUUGGAACUGAAGUCUAUGUCUGGGAUCAUCGACGAGGAAACAUGGAUCUUCAUGGUCUCGAAAUUCACCGACCUCGACACGAGUCGCCUCGAUCUCAGUCUCCUGGACUGGAAAGAGGUGAUCGAAAAGGCAGGCCGUCGAGGAAUGAUUUCAGAAAGUGUCUUGUCGUCAGUAAUUCGCACGAAUGACUAUAAUAUGGUCGACUUGUGCCUGAAAAAUUACGACAAGCCACUGAUCGUGACACAACAACUCGUGGAUGCCUUUGCUCCUCGUUCUUCGCUCCCUUUGAGAUCCACACGUCCAAUGAACAGCCUGCGCAGGUUACUUGAACACGACUCCCUCGUUCACCCCAUUCACUCAUCUUGCCUCAAAAGAAUACUCGAGAUAUUCGGCUCUGGAAUCGCAGAUGAACUCUUCAAAAUCACCAAAAAUCGGAUAUUAGUCGAUGAAUCCCUCUUGAUGUCUAUUGUAUCCACAAAAAACGUGAAGAUUAUCAAGUCGUUCUUCAAAGAGUACCCGGAUAAUUUCACCAUUACUCCCAGGGUUGUCAUUAUCGCCCUGCAGACAAAUGCGCCUGAUCAUGUUGAGGUGGCAGCCAACGAUGAAUCAGAUGGAUCAGACGAGACCUCGGGGGACAGCCCCGGUUGGCCUGAAUCCGACCAAUUCCCUGACAGUAGUCCUAGUUCUGAUUAUUCGGGGGUGUUUAAUGAUCCCCGAGGGUGGUAUGCUGAGCCGAGUGUGCCAAAUGAUGAAAGAGACGUGCAGAACCUGAAGCUGGACAAAGACACAAACACAGGGUACUACACCUCUGCGCAUUUGCUUGAAUAUCUGUUCUGCUAUUGCUCAUAUGACCCCAUGGGACUUACGGAAGAUAUUCUUCUGUCUGCUAUUGAGAAUAGAGAGCGCGAGGCCCUGUUUGCAAUCAUUGCCAAAUACUACAGCCUAGAAAACGUGAGAAUUACAGAAAACAUUGCCAGGGCUGCUGCAUCUAACAGCAUGCAACGUGUGCAACUUCUGCUGGACCUGUUUCCGGGCAAGCUACCAAUCACAGACGAAGUUCUUAUUGCAGCAGCAAGAAGCCCUAAAGAGAGCUACGAGACUCUUCAACUACUGUUUUCUUGCUCUUUGCACCGGAUAUUGGUAUCCAAAAAGGUCAUGAUAGCAUUGCUGCAAAAUCCCAAUUCUUGCCUUUCCGCCUUUCGAAUUGUGCUUGAAUAUGGAGGUGACAAUCUACUCAGGAGCCAGGAAAUCAAGAGUUUCAUUGUUAGGAAUGCAGAAAGAACCUUGGUUUUGCAGUUCUUUCUGGAGCUUCCCGGAUUCAGCCUUACUGUGACCGAGAGCAUGAUCCGAUCGGAUGAUGAGAACGAUGGAAAACAUGGGAAUCCCCUCAACAGCACCGAUAUCCCAUCCAGGAGGCAGUCUUCUUUUUGGAAAAGAAGAUAUUUCCGAAGGUUCGAGGACGUCGAGAACCCCCUAAUAAGCAGCAGCCUUCUAUUCAAGAGCCGUAAGGCCAGGCUUACCUCUGCUUCGAUUGCAUUCAUCAUGGCCGAGGGAGACACAGGCUCCACUAUGUCGCUUUUGGAGAAGCUCGCCACUGACCGAGACGACCGCCAUUUGACGGAGGCUGUUUUCCUCCAUGCUAUAUCGAAUGAGCACAAAAUGGCUUGCCUUACGGUACAUCAUCUAUUGUCACGCACAAGCAAGUUCCUCACCGAGAAAGCCUGGAUCAUGGCAGCCAAAAAUGGAGUUAACGGGUGGACUCUGAUGCAGAUGUUCGCAGAUUAUGACCCAACUUUACAAUCAAUGACUCCCACGGUUCUUUUGCAUGCUGCACGCAAUGACGAGCUCGGCAAUUACAUUUUCAAAUGGCUUUUAUCUUACUAUCCGUCUAAAGUCCGUUUUUCUGAGGAUAUCCUGGCAGCCAUCUCAGGGAACCCAGUGUGGUGGACUGGUGAGCCGCUCACCAGCCAGACCUACCGGCCCUAUCUAUGGCAAAAUGGCCCUAUCCUUGAGGUAAUGCUGCAUCAAGCCCAGGAGAAGGCAAAGAUCACGGAGAAUAUUCUUAUAGCUGCAGUGAAGAACCCUACGCACAGUGUUCGAUAUCUCAGAGUAUUGCUCCAACAUCCCACGAGAGAAGCCUUCGAUCUUCAAAAGGUCGCAAGAAUUGCUGCAGCCCAUGAAUUCGUGGAUAUAAAAGCACUUCUUGGCCUUUUUCAACACGGUGCUCUAAUUGACGAAGAUAUAGUGGUAGCAGCAAUGAGGAAUCGUAGACGAAGCGGUGUUAUUUUCGAGCUGAUUCGCGUCGAGGAUCUCUGGAGGGACUUUGUUGCCACUGAUAAAGUGGUGUUGGCAGCAGCCGAGAAUAAAGAGAAUGGAAAUGAAUUGCUCGAGGACUUUUUAAGUUCCUACCAGGGAGUCAUUGUGCUUCAAGACGAGGAUAUCAAGAAGGUCGCCAACUCCUUCAGCUUGGAUGUGAUAUGGCAAUUGCGCAUUCGCCAGAGAUCUCCUAUUUCCAACCCGCUACCUGUUUUCGUCUAUUUUCACUAUAUUUUCUAUCUUCUCCAUCGUUGUGGCACCGGCGAAGGAGUUGGAAUCCUGUCGCCCUUCAUUAUUGGGCUCUCAUGCGGUUGA
Aspergillus puulaauensis is the source of this 5580-nucleotide messenger RNA. RefSeq lists its product as uncharacterized. The coding region runs from base 1 to 5580 and encodes 1859 amino acids. NCBI's taxonomy places the organism in Eukaryota, Fungi, Ascomycota, Eurotiomycetes, Eurotiales, Aspergillaceae. The transcript is spliced from 2 exons. The record is from RefSeq and is a predicted model, not a curated record.